CCUGGACCUCAACAGACCAUGCUUCUGCUGUCUCUGUCGUUUACCGUCUUGCUCAAUCUCACCUUUGCAUUCUUUUAAGAACUGUCAGCUCGCACUUGCAUCAUAGGCACAGGCUUUGUUGCCUUUGGUGCCUCAAUCUCUCUCUCUCUUCCUCCCUCCGCAUCGACCAUUGCUUGAGCGCUCCAACCCGCCGCCACCAUGGAUGUCAUUAUGAUCGACGAGGUCCUCCCCGAGCCAAAUACUCCACAGGCAUUUCCUCAAUUCUGCAAUCUUCCCGCUGAACUUCGCCUACGCAUCUGGAAUAUGGCACAACCUGGUGCUCGCAUAGUGCCUAUCCAAUGCGGCUCCGAUUCACUCUCCCGUGAUUCCAGACGUGUCAAGUCAUCAACCAACCUCAAAAUCGAACACUACAUGGCAACCGGGUGUACAUCUUCUGCCCCUGUGCCUUCUAGCCUACACGCCUGCUCUGAGGCCAGGUUCGAAAUGGCUAAGUACUAUCGACCACACUUUGGCUUUGCAAGACGCCAAGGUCACGUAUUCUUCGACCCGACCUCCGAUAUUCUUUACUUUGGUCCUCGCCCGGGCUUCAUGGCAGCUGAUUCCCAAUUCCAUACGUGCAUGGCAAUGUGUGACCCAAACGAACUCGCAAGCAUCCGCCGCAUUGCCAUAAGCGACUCGCUCUUCUGGAUCGACCACCAAUACCGUUCAACGACAGCCGCAAACCUCACCAUCCGCGUUCUUCGCCAAAUUGCCACUCAUAUGCAUGGCCUGAAGGAAAUAUUCUUUAUCCCCCGCGACCAAGACGCCAGCGGCCCUGAGCUUCUCUUUGUUCAGCAGCGUAUGCACAUGCAGGUCUGCGCCGCGCUCGAAAUUGUAUGCGAAGAAUACCCCGAGUGGAAGCCGCCCCCUUGCAAGAUGACAACCUUGCAGGAGCUCUCUGCCGUUGAGAGGUGAAACAAGCUGGUUGGCAGUAACUGAAAUGUUGCUGUCACCCAAGCAAACACAUCUUACUGUCCUGUGCCUUGGUACACAGACAGUGCACAGCAGCAGCAGCACGCGAAAGAAACUAUGCGUCUUGUUGAACUGAAAUCAUCAGCCCCAUGAAUUUUCGCUCCAGAAGCGCGGCUUGGUCGGCUCUCAAAUCGCUGACUGUGCCGUGUGUGCGCCCACCAGCCGGACUCCUCUAAAUAGACCUGCGACUUCUCGGCGCGACUAGGUUCACAGCUGGUUCCCGGCAGUCAUUCACCUGAUCGCCAAGAGGAAACGAAUUCCCACGUUUGUUACCAAGAAUAGCACAUAUCCUUUGGAGCACAAGCAAAACGGGAUGGCGUGGUGUCGAACAGAGAGGCCACCAGCCUCUUGGCGUUACGGUAUCCUUCUGGUAGGGCUACAUCGCAACAUGCCACGUUGAUAUGACUUUGUAUAUUUGCUCUACGACAUAAUGAUAAAAAUAGAUAGAACACUACUUAAUACUUGAUGAAUAAUAUUGCAUAUACCCUCUAAAGAACGCCGGUAUGAAAGCAAAACAGUGGUUAUCGUGUGAUGGCUAGAGUAUAAAAAUCAACAAAAAAAGAAGACAAAUCAAAUGCAGACAAGGUCUGUGCUGACGCUAGCGUCUAAAAUCCAUCAUAUAUGUAAUUUUAUCAUUUUGGCCAAAGAGAGGGAUAAAGGCACGAAAAGGGGCACCAUGACAAGAGAGUCAGUCAAUACGGCAUGUUCAAGAUCGUAGAGCGUCGAUGCCCAGCCCGAUACCCUUUCUCCUACCUCUGAGAAGCGCUUCGAGGGCCUUUCCCAGAGCGGGGAAGUCUCCCAGCAGGGUAAUGUGGCCGCGCUCGGAGCUCACGCGACCACCGCGGACGGCAGCGUAACCGUCCGGCAGCAUGGCCUCCUUAGCGAGGACGACGCCGUCGCCAGAGCGGAAGAUGAGGUCGUCGUAGCAGUCAGAGUGGGCAAUCGCCUCGCGGUUCUGCACGCGGACAGCAAAGACCGUAGGAAUAUCCUUGCCGUAGAUGAGUGCUAGAGGCGGGUAUGCGUUUUUCGACUCGUGCUCAGAGCUAUGUGCAAGCUGUGAUCGGAAGAGCUUGGUAGCGGCCAGCGUCUUGGCCAGGUACUCGUAGUUGCGGCGCUGCUCAGGGUCAGAAAGCGGUGCAGCCUGGUCAGCGGUAGUGGUAGAGGUGCCAUUUGUUGUCUCAGCAGCAACGGCAUUUACAUCUGGGGUCGUAGUGUCCGCGGCAGCAGCGUAGCCAUUGGCCGUCUUGUGCUCGCUCUUGCUGGCGGAUCGGGACCGCAGGAAAGUGUUUGGGAAGAGCGAUGUUAGGGGCGAUGUAGUCUGCGAGGGCUUGUUGUAGGGCGGCAAGACAUCCGCGACGCAAGGGCUUAGACGGCUCUUGACCCAGUCAUCCGGGUUGAAGAAGUCGAUGGGGUAGUCUUCGCCAGUGUUUUGGUCGACGAAGCAGAGCCCCGUGUCUGGGAGGAGGAGGAAGGACGUGCGGAUAGAAAAGUUGACUUUGGCAGUGAGCAAUUUCUCGUUAAAAAGUACCGGGUCGCCGUUGCGCAGAGGACCGAGGAUGUUGAUGCAGCCUUGGGGCACGCCCGCGUACAAGACACCGGCAAAGAGCCCAGGACGCUGGUUUACUGCGUGCCUCGUGAUCAGGCCGCCAAGCGAAUGAGCAACAACAAUGGCACCUUUGGCAUCGGGGGAGACGCCGGGCUGGUUGGACGGUAGCUUCGCAAGGAAGUCUUGCAGAGCCUGAGACAAACGGGCAGGGCUGAGUCUCCAGUCGUAGCCAAAGUCCCAGACGCGCAGCUUGCCGGCCUUUGCGUUUUCGCAGGAUCGCAGCUUCUUGAAGAAUUUGCGCGAGAUGUCAAUAGGACCAAUGUUCUUGAGCAUGCCCGACGGGAUGAUGGUCUGGGGCAUGUUUUCCUCGUCUUCAUCUUCGAGACCGACUUCGAGAUUCGCCUUGCGCAUGUUAAGCCCGAGUUUGAAGGGAGCCCAAAGCUGGUGAUGAGGCGGCUCUGCGGAACGGAGAAUUGAUCCACGAUAUCCACCCAAAAUUACAAUAUCACCCGUCAGAUCUUGCAGGACCCUAUCGAGUAUAUCUGAUGGCUCGUCUGAAACUUCGGGGGGUGAAUCGUGGCCGUUGAGAUCCCUGGCGGGCGGGGAGUCGGAUACAGGAUCUGAUGAGAAGAUGUUGUUGAGCGACAAACUUGAUCGUUUUGACAAUUCCUGGAAACUUGGAAGCGUUGGCAUCUUGAAAGAGGGGACAUCCGGUAAGCUGUCGCGUAUUGCUAUGAGGCGGAUAUUCACCAUGUCGCGGACGUCCUGGAACCUGGCGUCGUCACCGAGUGAUGACGUCCGCGAUAGGCUAUGGUACAGCAUGCUCUCGUCAGAAGUAACUCUUCGAAGAGCUUUCGGACGAAGGCCAGGGGCACAAGAGGUUGACGGUCUCGGCGGUAGGUCAGUAAUUGUAUCAUUAGGUAGGAGGAUGUGGUCGUGUAUAGGUAAACGUGCUGAGUCGAGGAGCGUUGAUGGCGGAGACCGUGUAGGCGGGGCAGCUUGUGGAGGGUCUGAAGCUUUUCUAGAUCGCGGGGGAGACUUUGGUGGACUAGGUUUCGAGUCAUUGAAGCGAAGGGCGUUGGGAAGCGACGGUAGAAAGUUUGAUGACAUGUUGAGUGAUGGAAAAGCCUUUUGCAGCUUCUUAAGCGCCUCAUGGCCGGCAGAGCGUGAGCGAUUGCGAGAAGGACCCAGAGCGACACCAAGGACGGUCCUUGUGGUUCGUGUUCUCGUGUCUUUGGAUUCUGGGCUCUUUCCACUGCUCGUCCAUGUUGCUGCGUGUGCUGGAGAGCUUGUUUUUGGUUGUUGACUAGGAGAGCGAACAGUAAGCGGGGUUGAAUCGCUGCGGCUAGGAGGAGAGUCGUCAAUGCCCAAGUCAAAGUACCCUCUUGGGCCACCACUCUUGAUAACAGCUGCCUUUUCGACAGCCGGUGUGCGAAGGGAUGUAUAUCGACUCGCAACGGGACUCAAUGCCGGCUGCAUUACAGCCUGGACAUCGUCGUGCGUGGAGAGAAUGCUGUCGCCGUCGUCGAUAUCAUCUUGAUCCGGAGAAGCCGGGCGACGGUAGCCCUUGGCCGCCACGGUAUCGAUGCUGAUACUCAUUACUGUUGCCGUGCGCAAUGUGAAAAAUUAGUCGAGGUUUUAUAUGUCGAAUCUGUAAGGCUGGAUGUUUCGGUGCCUUAAAGGCCAAACGAGGCGGACUUGGCAGCAGAAACGGGCUUGGAUAGCAUUGCCUGUUUUGGAAAGGUGAUGACGUCGACGAAUGCAAGGCGUGGGAAGCUGUAGAGAUCGAGGGACGGUAUUAUAGGAUGGUAUGGAAGCGAAUUGGUUGUAAAAGAAAAGAAAAGAGAAGAAAAGGUCAGGGAGUCGUGGU
[Torrubiella] hemipterigena is the source of this 4427-nucleotide messenger RNA. NCBI's taxonomy places the organism in Eukaryota, Fungi, Ascomycota, Sordariomycetes, Hypocreales, Clavicipitaceae. The record is from the annotation of a GenBank genome assembly.